This is a messenger RNA of Oncorhynchus masou masou (cherry salmon), 5389 nucleotides long. Its product is annotated as neuroendocrine convertase 1-like. Gene Ontology annotation, biological process: peptide hormone processing. NCBI's taxonomy places the organism in Eukaryota, Metazoa, Chordata, Actinopteri, Salmoniformes, Salmonidae. Gene Ontology annotation, cellular component: neuron projection; membrane. The record is from RefSeq and is a predicted model, not a curated record. Gene Ontology annotation, molecular function: serine-type endopeptidase activity.
UUUUUGUUUUUAAUUUGUUGUCUUGUAUGCCUUCCAAGAGCAUCAAUCAAAUAUAUUUUUAAUCUAAUCGUAUUUUCUCUGAGAUGGAUAUGAGAUGUCGCCCAACAACGGUGAUGUGCUGUGCUCUUGCGGUUCUCUGCUCCGUCGCUCGUUCCGUAAAUGCUUCAUUCGGGGACAGACAGUACCUCAACGAAUGGGCGGUGGAGAUUCCCGGAGGACUGGACGCCGCCAGGUCCAUUGCCAAAGAACUGGACUACCGAGUAGUCCGCCAGAUUGGGGCGCUAGAAAACCAUUACUUGUUCAAACACCAGACUCAUCCCAGCAGGACGAAACGAAGUGCCGAUCACAUCACCAAACGCCUGUCCGAGGAUGAUCGGGUAUCAUGGGCGGAGCAACAAUAUGAGAAGCGGCGCAGUAAGCGGGCGUCACUGGGGUCAUGCCGGGAAUGUCCGGUGGACGAGCUGUUCAAUGACCCUAUGUGGAACCAGCAGUGGUACCUGCAAGACACUCGGACGUCGUCCUCCCUGCCCAAGCUGGACCUCCACGUGAUUCCUGUGUGGAAGAAAGGGUUCACAGGAAAAGGAGUGGUCAUCACCGUGCUGGACGACGGUCUGGAGUGGAACCACACCGACAUCUACCCGAACUAUGACACAGCAGCCAGCUACGAUUUCAAUGACAACGACCCUGACCCCUUCCCCAGGUACGACUCCACCAAUGAGAACAAGCAUGGGACCAGGUGUGCCGGUGAGAUCGCCAUGCAGGCAGACAACAAUAAAUGUGGAGUCGGAGUGGCGUACAACUCCAGGGUUGGAGGGAUCCGCAUGUUGGACGGUAUCGUGACGGAUGCCAUCGAGGCCAGUUCUAUUGGCUUCAAUUCGGACCACGUGGACAUCUACAGUGCCAGCUGGGGACCCAACGACGAUGGAAAAACGGUCGAGGGUCCCGGUCGCCUUGCGUCAAAAGCCUUUGAGUACGGCAUCCAGAAGGGCCGGGGAGGGAAGGGCUCUAUCUUCGUGUGGGCAUCAGGAAACGGGGGCCGCCAGGGGGACAACUGUGACUGCGACGGCUACACAGACAGCAUCUACACCAUCUCCAUCAGCAGUGCCUCCCAGCAGGGCCUGUCCCCCUGGUACGCUGAGAAGUGCUCCUCCACCCUGGCUACCGCCUACAGCAGCGGAGACUACACCGACCAGAGAAUAACCAGUGCUGAUUUGCAUAAUGAAUGCACAGAGACACACACAGGAACCUCCGCCUCCGCGCCACUAGCUGCUGGGAUAUUUGCCCUCGCACUGGAACAGAACCCUGAGCUGACGUGGAGGGAUCUGCAGCACUUGGUGGUGUGGACGUCUGAGUUCGACCCGCUGGCCAACAACCCCGGCUGGAAGAGGAACGGGGCAGGCCUGAUGGUCAACAGUCGUUUUGGCUUCGGCCUGCUCAAUGCCAAGGCCCUGGUGGACCUGGCCGACCCAGCCACCUGGAAACACGUCCCUGAGAAGAAACAGUGCAUAAUCAGGGAUGACUCCUUCCAGCCCAGGGCAUUGAAAGCAGCAGGAGAGAUCACCAUUGAGAUCCCCACCAAGGCCUGUAAUGGCCAGGACAACGCUGUCCUCUCACUGGAGCAUGUGCAAGUGGAGGCCAGCAUCGAGUACACCAGGAGAGGAGACCUACACAUCACACUCACAUCCCCAUCAGUCACUAGCACGGUCCUGCUGGCAGAGAGAGAGAGGGACAUGUCAUCUAACGGCUUCAGGAACUGGGACUUCAUGUCUGUUCACACCUGGGGAGAAGACCCCACUGGCACCUGGACCCUCAAGAUAACUGACACGUCUGGGCGGAUGGAGAAUGAAGGCCAGAUCCUGACCUGGAAGUUGAUUCUCCACGGCACGUCAGAGAAGCCCGAGCACAUGAAGAAACCCCGAGUGUAUGUCCCUUACAACGCUGUCCAGAAUGACCGUAGAGGAGUAGAGCACAUGGACGACAUGAUGGAGGAACUGUCCACCCAGGCUGAGGCCCACUCACCGCAGAAGCCUCAAACCCCUCCUUCUGCCACCCCCAAGAUGAAGCAGAUGAGGCCCUCCUCCCCACCCCUGUCACCCUCCCUGGCCCUCCUGCGUCUCCUCCAGAUGGCCUUCAACCGGCAGACCCCCGCCGCCCUGCCCCAGUCCCCAGAAAAGGCCCCCUCUAGCAGGGGAGAGCAGCACCAGGGCAGGCCAUACUCCAUUCCAGGGGGAGCAGGCCCUCGCAUCGCUCCCCAGACGCUAUACCAGGCCCUGGACAGGAUCAACCAGUACCAGCGGGCCGGGCAGGAUGAAAGCCUUUACAGUGACUACAGUGACGGCUUCUACAGCGCCAAGCCCUACAGGCACAGAGAUGACCGGCUGCUGCAGGCACUCUUCAACAUGCUCUCUAACGACAGGCAGUGAGGGAGGGGGGGCAUGGGGUGGAACUCAGUGUGUGCAGGCUUUUGUUCCAGAACCAACAUAUCCAGCCCUGUAGGAUUCAGGGCCGAUUGAACUAAUCAUGGUCUACAUUGAAGAUUGUGCUUAGUAGUUGAAUCAGGUGUGUUAGUGCUGGGCUCAAGCCUACGCAUCCCUGCGGUUCUCCUUGGUCAAGAUUGGCCACCCCGGGGUAAGGUGUGAGAGAGAUAGGGUGAGGAGGCGGCGGCUCGGCAUGGAAGGAGCAUGCGAGAGAGUGGGAGAGUGAAAGCCAGAGAGAAACUCUUCCAGCCAAAUGUGUUGUUGUUUUUCCAAAGCUCUGCUUUUUUACCUUGGAGCAUUCUAGCCUGUCUCUCUGUUUAUCUGUCUUUCAUUCAGCACAGUUGUAGGUCGGUUGCAUCUCAAUUCCCGGAAGUGGCUUCCCUUCCUCCUCCCCCUCCUCCUAAUGUAGUGAAACCUAGCUAGCCCAUAGACUUCCGCCAUAUUGUUUCAGUCUUCUAAGAUCAGAAUGCAUGAAAGAAAAGAGGCAAGGAAAGGGGGCCCAUAUAGAAUACUUAGAUUCCAUUCCACCCCCUUCCUCCAGCCAUCUAUCCACCUCUAUCCACCAUCAAUCCACCCCCUUCCUCCAGCCAUCUAUCCACCUCUAUCCACCAUCAUUCCACCCCCUUCCUCCAGCCAUCUAUCCACCACCUCCUCCAACCACCUAUCCACCUCUAUCCACCAUCAUUCCACCCCUCCACCAGCUAUCUAUCCACCAUCAUUCCAUCCCUUCCUCCAGCCAUCUUUCCACCUCAGGAUGGGUCCCAAUAGUCUUAAAGGGACACUUCACUUCAAAACAAAAGUUAGUAAGAUGUUUUCAGGCCUCAAAAGUGGUCUGGUGUAGAGAUGAGUUCAUGUACCAGGACAUGUGUUUUUUAGAUCCAACUGUAUGCCUCAACCCCAAAUUAAUGAAAAAAUAUUGCCACUGAAUAAAAUGAGGAAAUGUAUUUCCAUUCAUUCCAGAUUAAGGAAAGGUAUUUCCAUUCAUUCCAGAUUUGGCAUAUAUAUGUAGCUGGAUCUACUCAAGAUUUGACACGGGACAUAGACUCAUCUGUUCAUAACUUUUUGGGUAUGAAUUGUCAGACACAACAAACUUGAUUUUUGAGUCCCAAGAGACAGAGAGAAAAAUAUUAAUAAUUGUAUAUAUUUAGUAUAUCAAUUAUAUUUUGAGGCUCUAUUUAUCACCUUUACCUAUCAGUGGUAUUGAAGAAAUGGAGACAAGAGAAGGAGAUAAGGAAAUAACAUUAAGACUUUUGGGACGCAGCCCUAUUCUCCCUUCACUCUACCACCUGCUUGAGCAUGCUACCUUCAGAAUAUACAUUUCAUAAUUGUAUUAUGACUGACAUGAUCAAAUAUUAUACAAAGACAAUGAUUGUAAUGUUGUUUUUAAAUAUACUUGGCCUCUAAAAUAUCCACCUCUCUAAACUCCAACUCUGAAAUAUCGAUUUAAUAUUUUUACUUUGACAUGUAUUUGUUUUCUGUAAGAGUUGAAGUACUCACUGUGCUACUGUAUCUUAAACCCAAAUCCUAAUUUGAAGAAUGUGAUUUUAAGAUAUAUGCACAAUUUCAAGUUAGGUUUACGACUUUACUUUAAUAUGCUUAAAAAAUGCAGUCCCCGUACUGAUUGUUUUUCAAACUAAAAGCUCAAAGAUGUUGAUAUGUGGCAUAUUCUUCACAGUGUCAACAAAGCAUUGGAGAGUUUGAGAACAGCAGUUCCGUUCUUGGGGAAAUUCUUUAAAUAUUUUAUUUUUAAACAACAACAUACAGUCUAAAACAAAAUAAAUUGGGAAGAUAAGUGACCAAGAAUCAAUUGGUUGUGUAAUUUUUAUGGAUGUUAUCCGACCUUAUAAGAUAUAUAUAGAUAUGAUGAAUAUGAUUGAAGCUUUUGCAAAUUGGCAAUGUUGAAACCAUCUGAAUACUUAUGUAUUUUAACUGCUCAUAUAAAAUAACUAUAAAAAACAUUUUCUUAAGUAUCAUACAAAUGUUGUGCAAUUUGAUUCAUUUUAUAUUCAAAAGUACAAUGCUGCAAUAAAUGAAAUAUUUUUCUAAAAAAAAUAUAUAUGUAUGUAUGUAUAUAUAUAUAUAUAUACUGAUAUAUAUAUAUCCCUUAAAGUCAUUUUAUUUUAGAUUUAGUCAAAUUCUAGGUUUAUAUUAAUACAAACUAAAUGGAAUUAUUAAUAGAAAUGAACACUGCCAAACUGUUGUGCUGCCAAAUUUUGUAAAAGUUUUCCUGUGUUUGGGUGAUUGUAAAACAGGCUUCGAUGUUGUUGCUUCUUUACAAACUCAUAUUAAUACAACUACAUGGUUAUAUGCAACUUAUUGGAUAUGUUCAUUUAUACAAUAUUUUGGUAUUAGUGGACUUUCAUGAUUCAAUCCAGUUAUACUUUACUGUAGGCGGGGCUUCACACCAAAAAACCAUAACACAUUUAUAGUAUAAUGCCUUCAUAUGCCCUACAUAAACAUUCACGUUUAUGCUCAACUGCAGAUUGGUAGAUGUCACUGCAUUAUCUUAUGGCAACUUGCGGUUGAUAAGCUUAGCUGACAUUUGCAUGUAUAAAUGCUUAUGUAGUGAUUAUGACAGUGUUAGGAACUGCUAUGAAUGUGCUACAUAGCCCUAUGUAUGUAAAGACCCAUACACUACAGUGUUAAGUAUCCCCUGUUUUCUGUGGUAUUGGCUCUAGCUCUACUCUCUGCCAAACAAGGUGAAAGAUUGAGAUGACAGAUGAAGAAUGGUUUACAUGCAUCCUGUAAUUUAUACAUCUUUCAAUGUAGCCAGUGUUCUUGAUCUGUUUGUUAAUAUUUUGGAUUUUAUUGAUGCUUCUGUCCAAUGUUGUUCACAAGAGCUGAAAUAUGUCGCUAUUUAAGUAUGGAUGUACAAAAUGAGAUUUAUCGUAAUAAACUGCAAAGUAACCUGG